This is a messenger RNA of Colletotrichum fioriniae, 1578 nucleotides long. RefSeq lists its product as uncharacterized. Lineage: Eukaryota; Fungi; Ascomycota; Sordariomycetes; Glomerellales; Glomerellaceae. The record is from RefSeq and is a predicted model, not a curated record.
AUGGUUUUCAAAUACUCACUCCUUGCCCUCACGGCAGCCUCUCUAAUCACUGCCUCCCAAGCCAAUUCCUGCCCGCCAUUAGGACCGACGUUACCCUCCACCAAAACACCAAGCAACUCGACGAUAGUACAAGAAACCAUCCUCAAGAUCCAAGAAGGCCUCGCCAACUUCACCUCCGUCCUGAACUACACUGCAAUUUCUAUUGGCGUCAAGUCCAUACACGAAGAUGGGCCCCUAUUCGACUGGCACUACACGCCUCCCAUCGCAGAUAAUCGCAGCGUAGCAAAGGUCGAUAUCGACACCGUAUACCGUGGAGGAAGUAUCACCAAGGUCUUCACGACCCUCACGGCUCUAAAGAACUCACAUAUCAAAGGGUCCGAUCCCGUCACCAAGUACCUACCGCAACUCAAGACCGACGCCUUGAAGAAUGAAGGCCAGCUUAGCUUCAUCCCGUGGGACAAUAUCACUAUUGAAGACUUGGCUUCCCAUGUUUCUGGACUAGGCGGUGAUAACCUCCUCCACGGCCUCAACGAGAAACCCCUCGUCUUCCGCCCACACACCACCCCCGUAUACUCCAAUAUCGGCAUCGCCCUCCUCGCCCUCGCAGUCGAAGCAGCAUCCAACCAAACCUACGAAACCAUCCUCACCGACACUAUCCUUAAGCCUCUCAGCUUGACCAAGACCUCCAUCGCCACGCCAGCAAAGGGCUCAGGCUUCAUUCCCCUCCAGGAACCAACCUGGGGCGGCGAUCUCGGCGCCUACGCCGCAGCAGGUGGCAUCUACACAAACACCCGUGACAUGCUCACCUUCGGCACCGCAAUCCUCUCUGACAAGGUCGGCAUCGAUACAGGUUCCUGGUUGAAGCCACGUGCCUUCACCUCCUCGCGCGGCUACUCCAUCGGUGCACCCUGGGAGAUCUGGACCACUUCCACUCUUCUCGACUCAAGCGUCCCCGUCAGCAUCUACACAAAGUCAGGCGACCUCGGCCUAUACACCAACGUCCUGCUACUCAUCCCGGACUACGACCUUGUCAUCUCCAUUCUCACCGCCGGUGCCGAGGCCGCAGGCACCUUCCAGUUCCCCUCCCAAGUCAUCUCCCCCGUCAUCCAAGCCCUCGUCCCAGCCCUAGAGAAGGCGAACAAGGAGCACGCGGCCGCGAACUUUGCAGGAGAGUACAUCGACAAGGAAACAAACUCGACGCUAACACUAUCCAUCGACGACGGCCCAGGCUUAUCUCUGACGAACUACACCGUCCGCGGCUUCGACGUGCUCUCUCACAUCCCCAGCUACGGCGUCGGCUCCAAGAUCCAGGCUUUCAAUGUCAGCGGCAGGGUGUACCCCACCAACAUCAGAGAGGGUGAACAGUGGUCCUGGCGCGCCGUGUACAAGAACCACGACGAGCCGGAUGUCGGUGACAAACUCGUCUACCCCGACGGCGAUUGUCAGACAUGGGGCUUGAUUGAUCGCAAGACCUACAACUACCUUGCUUUGGACGACUUCACCAUCACCACUGCCGAGGAUGGGUCGGCCAAGAGUAUUUCGCCGCGACCGUUCGGCGUCACCCUGAAAAAGGUGUAG